Messenger RNA from Aedes albopictus (Asian tiger mosquito), 1845 nucleotides. Its product is annotated as alpha/beta hydrolase domain-containing protein 17B. Gene Ontology annotation, molecular function: palmitoyl-(protein) hydrolase activity. The record is from RefSeq and is a predicted model, not a curated record. Lineage: Eukaryota; Metazoa; Arthropoda; Insecta; Diptera; Culicidae. Gene Ontology annotation, biological process: protein depalmitoylation. Gene Ontology annotation, cellular component: plasma membrane; endosome membrane. The transcript has 4 exons. The coding region runs from base 846 to 1712 and encodes 288 amino acids.
CCGUCAAAACGUCAAAGCCAGCAAGGGGUUCAUUUUCUUCGCAGUCAGUUCGCCCCGCAAUCGGAACAAGAUUUUUUGGUUUUUCUAUCUUUCUGUAGAUUGUAAAACGUUCACUGAAUCCUUCCAAACAUUCGCAAAUAGUGUAGAAUGUGCUCCGCGAUCAAUGUGAGUGCGAAAUGAAACGGAGUCUGAGCGGUUGAUGAAAAGUAGUUUAGCACUUUUCUUGGAGACGACAACCGAUCGAAGGUGCAGUGCUCGCGCAGCAGUCUUCUAUAUUAUGUUCAUUCAGCAGUAGUGUGUGCGGGGUUCUGUUGUCUGCUGAGUCUGCUAUCGUAUCACACUGUACUGUUCUGUUUGGCCAGACGUGUGUGUAAAUAGGAGGAAGCAACGGGACAAAAAUGGACAUUGCUUUCCCGUGACUAAUCCGAUGCAGCAGCAGCAGCAGCAACAGCAGAAGUGGACAAAGGUUGCGCUUUCUUGAUGUGGCAUUAGAACUCGUUGUGAUAGGUUGUGAUCCGGUAAUGCGUUCGGGAAUAGUGCGCCUAGAUUGAGAGUGCAGUGUAGGUAGUAGGCGGUGGUGUUUGACGAAGGAUGUUAGCGUCCAGAUCACGUACCCGUCAGUAGACGAAGAAGCAGACGGAAACGACUGACAAGAAGCGAAAGAAAAGAAACAGCAACAAGAAGAAUACUACAACCACUUCUGAUAAGUUUGUGCAUCGCCCGCAACCUGUAGACGGCUGGGGUUGAAAACUGGGUUUAGGUCGUCGGCAAGGGGAAACGCAAUAACUAUCGGGGUCCGAUCUAGUGGCGACAAAGUGCUAGAAAGAAAUUAGGCUAGUGCAACCAUGAACGGAUUAAGUUUCGGCGAGCUGUGCUGCCUGUUUUGCUGCCCACCGUUCCCGGGCAGGAUAGCGGCAAAGCUGGCAUUCCUCCCGCCGGACCCCACGUACAAUUUGACGCCGAUCGACGAGAGUAAGGCCAAGUAUCUGCUUAGUUUCAACGAACGAGCCGAGUGGCCCUACUCGGAACGGGAAAAAGAAAAUGUCGAAGGAUUUUUCACACGGACAUCCCGAGGAAAUAAGCUGUCCUGCAUCUACGUGCGGUGUUCUUCGAAUGCCAAGUACACGGUGCUGUUCUCGCACGGCAAUGCCGUCGAUCUGGGCCAGAUGAGCAGCUUCUACCUGGGGCUGGGACUGCGAAUCAACUGCAAUAUAUUUAGCUACGAUUACUCCGGAUACGGUAUGAGUACCGGAAAGCCUUCGGAGAAGAAUCUUUACGCGGACAUUGACGCAGCGUGGCAUUCGCUGCGCACCCGCUUCGGGGUGAGCCCGGAGAAUAUUAUAUUGUAUGGACAGAGCAUCGGAACGGUGCCGACGGUGGAUCUGGCAGCACGGUACGAAGUGGGAGCGGUCAUUUUGCAUUCUCCGUUGAUGUCCGGUAUGAGGGUAGCGUUUCCCAACACGAAACGAACGUGGUUCUUCGAUGUGUUUCCAAGCAUCGAUAAGGUAUCGAAAAUUGGAUCGCCGGUACUAGUUAUUCAUGGCACUGAGGACGAAGUGAUAGACUUUUCCCACGGGCUGAGCAUUUACGAGAAGUGUCCGAAGGCAGUUGAACCCCUUUGGGUAGAGGGAGCUGGUCACAAUGACGUCGAGCUGUACAACCAGUAUCUGGACCGUCUGAAGAAAUUCAUCUCGGUCGAGCUCAAUAACUGACAAUUAAAGAACGCCCCUGGUCAACCACCGCCUUCAUCUACAGCGGCCGCAGCCGCAGCAGCAGCGACACCAUCAUCGUCAUCAAAUACUGGCACCAAAAGUCCGAAACGACCAAUUGGGGCCAAAGCUAGUA